Acytostelium subglobosum LB1 is the source of this 1164-nucleotide messenger RNA. RefSeq lists its product as hypothetical. The record is from RefSeq and is a predicted model, not a curated record. The transcript has a single exon. Lineage: Eukaryota; Evosea; Eumycetozoa; Acytosteliales; Acytosteliaceae. Bases 1 to 1164 code for a protein of 387 amino acids.
AUGGAUCAGAAGUUCUGGGAUGGUACCAUUGAGUUCUUUGAUAUGUUGCGUAAGCGUGGCCCACUCCCCAGUGUACACUAUAAUAUGUCAUCGUUCACUCGAUCAAACGUCAAUCUACGCAACAUACCAAUCACUCAACUGGACAUUGGCAAUGAGGGUGAAUAUGACGUCUUUGAUAUCGGCAUCAACUCGAGCAUUCUCCCAACGACCCUGACCGGCAUGGACGUCGCCCUCUGCAGCCAAGGUAGACUGUCGCCCAACUUUGACCUUAGAGAUAUGACAUCACUCGAGGUGUUGGGCUUUGGUGAACUGGUCGCGCCCUUGGACUGCUCGCUAUUUCCACCCUCACUGGCCUUUCUCACUCUCUACAGUCCGUACAAACUUCCCGUGUUCAACUUGCCGCCCUCGCUCACCGACCUGACUAUCUUUGCGCUGAACUAUCCACAUCCAAUCAAUCAUCCAACAUUGCGAAUGCUUUAUAUCAACUUGUCCAGCACUGCCCUCCCAGCAUCUCCCAACCUUGUCGAGCUUUUUCUCGAGUCAUUCAACAUCCAUCACCUGGGAACUAUCACAUCGGACACAUUCCCCGUGCUGGACAAGUUGGUCAUUGGCUCCAUUGAUGGUGAGCCUACAUCAGAGUUGGACUUGUCAACGCUACCCGCAUAUUUAAGGAGGCUGGAGAUCGCACCAAAUGGACAAAUCACCUCGUUUCCAAGUGGCAUCGAACACUUGUUAAUACGCCUCGAUAAAUUCAGUCUAAAGAUGACUAGUUCAAUGUGGCCAAGUCCAUCGCAUAUCAACACUCUGACACUACAUGGAGGCCUUAACACAUAUACAUUGAAGCCAGGUGAUAUACCUGGUGAAUCGAUAACAAGUUUGAACUUGAUAUUCUAUGAUCAACCAAUAGCCAACCUUGCAAUGAUCACACCUUCACUGAGGUACUACCGUUGGCAUGAUGACAGAUCCAUAAAGUACAUUGAUCAAGGUCAACAAUUCAUGGAUCACAUACCUUUGACCACCUCACACAUUGUGAUCCACAUCAAGAGUGUAGCAUUCGAUCUAAGACGAAUAUCCCCAACUCUAUUCCUACACAUCGAUCCCGACCUAAUACGCUCUGGCUUCAUCCAUUUGGACAAGAUCCAACACAUCUUGGAACAACAAUAA